CGCGUUGUACGAGUUGCUUCACGAACACACGUGGCUAAAGCUUUGAUUUGUGAAUUUUUCCUGUAAUAAAGCAAAUAAUACAACAUGCCUUUGGCUAAAGAUUUCCUUCAUCCAUCUCCUGCAGAGGAGAAGAAGAAACACAAAUUGAAGAGAUUGGUGCAAAAACCAAACAGUUAUUUCAUGGAUGUAAAAUGUCCUGGCUGCUAUGUCAUCAAGACAAUCUUUUCCCAUGCCCAAAAGCCAGUUCAAUGCGAUAGCUGUGGAACUUAUUUGUGCACUCCAACAGGCGGCAAAGCUCGUUUGACGGAAGGAUGUUCGUUCAGGAGGAAAGUUCAAUGCUAAUUUUAUUUAAAUAAAUUUUUAUUCUAAAUAAAACAAAAAAAUUCUUAAAAAAGGUA
Molecule: messenger RNA, 398 nt
Organism: Copidosoma floridanum
Lineage: Eukaryota; Metazoa; Arthropoda; Insecta; Hymenoptera; Encyrtidae
Gene: RpS27
Product: ribosomal protein S27
Biological process (GO): translation
Cellular component (GO): ribosome
Molecular function (GO): structural constituent of ribosome
Source: RefSeq, a predicted model, not a curated record